Molecule: messenger RNA, 1635 nt
Organism: Pomacea canaliculata
Lineage: Eukaryota; Metazoa; Mollusca; Gastropoda; Architaenioglossa; Ampullariidae
Product: cadherin-23-like
Exons: 15
Coding region: 822-1475 (217 amino acids)
Biological process (GO): homophilic cell-cell adhesion
Cellular component (GO): catenin complex; plasma membrane
Molecular function (GO): cadherin binding; calcium ion binding
Source: RefSeq, a predicted model, not a curated record
UGGCUGAGGCUUAUUGAUUGUGCUCGAAGCAGACGACCGACGCAGCUGUCGCCGUGUUGCGCGUGUUGUGCUUCUGCACGUGAGCUGCACGGCGCUUGUCCUCCUCCCUGCAGCCUGAGACAUCGCUUAUUCUGUCUACCUGUCGCGUGCGAACCAGCAGCUUGUAGCUUGUGGCGAUGAUCAAAAAGAUGAUUAAGCGGUAACCAUAGUCUUCAUAGACGCACAGCAUUCUGGGAACAUCGGACUCUUCCCACAAACAACAAUGCUGCGGAACAGCAACCUGCUGAUGACUGUCAACAAUGUGGCUUUGCUGUUCACUCUGUUCUCUUUCCCGCAUGUUGGAGGACAAGUCAUGGGAAACAGUCCACCACGACCGGGUUUAUUUCUUCAAACAAUAAUACAGAGUGAAGGACACACCCACUGGAACUGUGAUCGGAAACAUUACUGCCUCGGACUCAGACGGACCCCAGCCUCUGACAUUCACUAUUGCCACCGACGCGACUUCAGCCCUCGUGUACCUGAAUAACACUCGUAAUGUGAACAGCGACACUCGGGCCGUCGACAUCGUCCUCAAGGAAAUCCUCGACAGAGACUAUGAACCGAAUGAUCGGAAUCUGUAUUUCACUAUUUCGGAUGGAUCCAGCGAGAUUCCAGCCAAAGUCAGAUUGUUUAUUUCUGAUGUCAACGACAAUCCUCCGUUCUUCAAAAAUCUGCCUUACAAAAUAACAGUCAACGAGAGUAUCCCACAAGGCACUGUCGUGUACUCAGGUAUAAAAGCCUUUGAUCCCGACAACGGUCGAGGUGGCACAGUGUCGUAUUCCAUGAUGACUGAAGCUCAGGACGCCGAUGAUGGAUACAGGAGCACCUUCACUAUUAACCAAUACGACGGCACCAUCACCCUCAUCAACGCCCUGGACUACGAGAAACACACCUUCUAUCAGUUCAAAGUCAACGCACAGGACGGGGAUGGCUUGAAGGCAGUUCCGGCCGACUUCUUUGUCACUGUUCUGGACGUACAGGACACGCCCCCUAUCUUCAUCAACCUGCCUUAUGCACAGAGAGUGUUCGAGAACAUCACAGCUGGAACACAAGUGAUCCAAGUGGCGGGCAUUGACCAAGAUCGAGGAAUUCCCAAUGCCUUAUCCUACAGCUUCAUUAAAGGUGACUACAGCAAGUUCGCCAUCAACAGCUCAACCGGGUGGAUUACUCUAGGUCCUGGACAGAUCCUAGACCGCGACUCUGCCGACAUGUCCAGCAAUGGAGGAGUGUUUGCCAUGUAUGUACAGGCCACAGAGAUAGUUCCGGCAGGCCAGAUGAAUUAUGGGACCACAACAGCAAAUGCCCUGGUGACGGUGACGGUUGCGGAUAUCAACGACAACGCUCCGGUCUUCAGCUCAUCACAGUACACCGCCCGCAUCAUGGAGAACAUGCAGGUCGGGUGCCGAUCACCUUCCUGUCGCCUAGCAACGUCAUGAGGGUGUCAGACGCUGACCAGGGAACGAACAGUCACUUUUCCCUGACUCUAGAGAAGAGUGGGAGACCGUAUACAGACUUCACAGUCAUCCCACAGGAAGUCUACUCCGAGAGCACUGUACUGAUACAAGUCAAUAACUCAGCUGUCCUUGACUAUGAGCA